AUGACAAACCAGUUUACUGUAUUGGCAGACAAUCCGGUGAUUGAAAAACCUUUACUUGAUGAUCGUUCAUACAGACUAGUCAAACUCAAGGACAACAACUUGACGGUGUUAUUGAUUAGCGACCCAACUGCAGACAAAUCAGCUGCAUCUUUAGAUGUUCGUGUGGGUUCUUUUGCUGAUAAGCAAUAUGGUAUCUCCGGUUUGGCUCAUUUCUGUGAACAUUUAUUAUUUAUGGGGACCGAAAAGUAUCCCAAGGAGAACGAAUAUUCCAAUUAUUUAUCCAAGCAUUCUGGCCAUUCCAAUGCCUACACGGCUGCCGAGCACACUAAUUACUAUUUUCAAGUGGGGUCCGAUUACUUGGAAGGAGCAUUGGACAGAUUUGCCCAAUUUUUCAUCAGUCCAUUGUUUAGCAAAACCUGUCAGGACCGUGAAAUCAAUGCUGUUGAUUCAGAGAACAAAAAGAAUUUACAAAAUGAUAAUUGGAGACUAUUCCAGUUGGAUAAAGCUACUAGUAACCCAUCACAUCCGUAUAAUGGGUUUUCAACAGGUAAUUUCGAGACUUUACAUGUCGACCCACUUAGCAGAGGCUUGGAUGUAAGAGAGAUAUUAAUUGAGUUCUACACCCAACACUAUUCUGCCAAUUUAAUGAAUUUGGUUAUAUUGGGAAAAGAGGAUUUGGAUACCCUUUCAGAUUGGGCUAUUGAGAAGUUUUCGGAUAUUCCAAACAAGGACUAUCCUGGUGCAAAUUACAAUGGCGAAUUGAUAUACAAACCAGAACAGUUGGGUCAGUUGAUAAAAGCUGCUCCAAUAAAUGAUGACCACAAAUUGGAGUUAAGCUUCAUGAUACCAGACGACAUGGAGACAUAUUGGGAUAGCAAACCACAAAAGUAUUUCUCUCAUUUAUUGGGUCAUGAAUCUAAAGGUUCAUUGGCAUACUAUUUGAAGCAGAAGGGGUUGUGCACUGAGUUGUCCGCAGGUGGUAUGAAGAUUUGUCAAGGAUGUUCUUUGUUUUAUAUUGAAAUCCAAUUAACUCCAAAGGGUUUGGAACAAUGGGAAGAUAUUAUCAAGUGUACCUUGGAAAACGUGAGAUUUGUCACCGAAGACAAACCACAAAAAUGGAUAUGGAAAGAGAUCGAAGAAAUGGCACAGAUUAACUUCAGGUUCAAACAGAAGGCCGAGGCUUCAUCCACUGUUUCUGGGUUGAGCAGCAAGUUGUACAAGUUUGAUAGGUUAAUUCCUCCAAAAUACCUUUUAAGUGAUUCUAUUACGAGAACAUUUGCUCCCGAAGCUAUUAAAAAGUAUGGUCAGUAUCUUACUGCGGAUAAUCUCAGAGUUAGUUUGGUUUCACAAACAUUAACUGGAUUGCACAAGGUUGAAAAAUGGUACAAGACCAAGUAUGCGGUGGAGCCGAUCCCAGCUGAGUUGCUUACUCCGGUGAGUUCUAAGAUCGACUUCCAUUACCCUGAUGCAAAUGAGUUCAUCCCAACAGAUUUCAAAGUUUUGGCGCUGGGCCAUGGCAGCACCGCUGUUGCUCCGCAUGUGAUCAGCACCACCAACAAAAUGAACGUGUGGUUCAAACAGGAUCAAACGUUCAAAGUUCCAAAGGGUACGAUUCAGAUCGCGGCACAUUUGCCAAGCUCCAACAGCGAUGUCUUGACUUCUGUAUUGACUAGUUUGAGCAUUGAGUUGUUCAAUGAAGCCAUUAAUGAUGUCAAUUAUUAUGCACAAUUGGUGGGUAUGAGGGCCACGGUUCACACAUGGAGAGACGGAUUCGUUAUCAAGGUGUCUGGUUACAACGACAAGCUCGAUGUUUUGUUGGAACACGUUCUUUCUGAAUUGUUUGCAUUCAAACCAUCGGAAUCAAGCUUUGAGUCGAUCAAAUAUAAGUUGCUUAAUAAUUGGAAGACUUUCUUGUUCAAAGAUCCAUUCCGUCAAAUUGGAGUUCAAAUUCUUCACUUGCUCAAUGACAAGCUAUACUUCCAAGAUGACAAGAUCAAGGCAUUGGAAGGAGUGACAUUCGAGCAGCUUCAACGUCACUUCAGAGACACCAUCUGGGAAGAAGGUGUUUUUGCAGAGGUAUUGGUGCAUGGGAAUUUUGACAUUACCAAAGCAAGAGCAAUCAAAGACACCAUAAAUGAUUCUAUAAAACACAUCAAGCCAUGGAUGGAAGAGUACGAUGAAGAGAAAUUCCACUUGGAAGGUUAUGUCUUUGAACCAGAGGAGGUGAUCCGCUAUGAGAUGUCAUUGAAGGAUGAAGCAAAUAUCAAUUCGUGCAUUGAGUACUAUAUCCAGAUCGCACCAAAUGCAGAUGAUUUGAAAUUGCGUGUGUUGACAGACUUGUUCUGUACAGUCAUCAAGGAACCUUGUUUUGAUCAGUUGCGAACAAAAGAGCAAUUGGGAUAUGUCGUAUUUUCGGGAAUCCAUUUGGGCAGAACAUCCCUUGGUUUUAGAAUCUUGAUUCAGUCAGAGAGAACGUGUGAUUAUUUGCAAUACCGUAUUGAAGAGUUCUUGAACAGUUUUGGAAACUUUGUCAACAACGAAUUGACGACCGAGGAUUUCAUCAAGUUCAAACAUGCAUUGAAGAAUAUCAAGUUGACCAAAUUGAAGCAUUUGAGUGAAGAGACUGGUCGUCUCUGGUCGAGUAUUGUGGAUGGUUACUAUGACUUUGAUGGAAGAACGAGACAGGUCGAAGUAUUGGAGGACAUAACCAAGGCUGAGUUCAUUGAGUUUUUCAAUCUGUAUAUUGCUAGAAACGACAAGACUGGUAAAUUGAUCACGUUCCUCAAAUCACAAAACCCAAUCGAGUUCACGGUGUCAAAGAGGUUACAAUCCGCUAUAGUCAACUAUUUAUACCGCCAUGGAAUCACCGUUGACCACGAGUUCAUUCAAGGGUUGGUAAAGGAGUUUGAAGACCACAAGGAUUUAGCAAAAACUAUUGAGCAAUUACAUGGUGAGAUUAAGACAGCUGAUAAAGACGAGUUAUUCCAUGAAGUAUCUAAACGUUUGAAUAAUCCUGUUCCAGAUGGUUACCCAAGUGGGGAGUUGGUUCUAAACCACGAGCAAUUCAGAAAGAGUCAUAAAUUAGGAGGUAAACCAAAACCAGUCAACCCGUUGGUUGGUUUUUUAUAUAAUGAUCAGUUACAUUUGUAA
Molecule: messenger RNA, 3150 nt
Organism: Candida tropicalis MYA-3404
Lineage: Eukaryota; Fungi; Ascomycota; Pichiomycetes; Serinales; Debaryomycetaceae
Exons: 1
Coding region: 1-3150 (1049 amino acids)
Biological process (GO): peptide catabolic process
Cellular component (GO): mitochondrion; cytosol
Molecular function (GO): metalloendopeptidase activity; metal ion binding
Source: RefSeq, a predicted model, not a curated record